Messenger RNA from Schistosoma turkestanicum, 398 nucleotides. NCBI's taxonomy places the organism in Eukaryota, Metazoa, Platyhelminthes, Trematoda, Strigeidida, Schistosomatidae. The record is from the annotation of a GenBank genome assembly.
GUUGCCACAAAUGACCUUCUCCUGGAUUAAUGUUUCCUUGAACAAUCAUGUCCAAUCUACAUGAACGUUUAUCUUUCUCUGAAUAUAUUUACAGAAUUAAACUUAAAAAUAUCCUUAAUGAAAAAACAAACCAAGAUAAUAUUAAUUAUGCAAAGGAUUUAACAUUGAAUUCAUCAAUCCUAUAUUCUCAGUUGGAUAAUUUUGAGUCGAUCACAUUUUCAGUGGAUAAACAAAAUUAUGUUAAAAAGAAUUGUGAUGAUGAUGAUUAUGACGAUGAUCACAAUAAUCAUGUUAUCAUCAACAUUGAUUCUUUAAAAUGUAUCAAUCAAUGUUUAUUAACAACGAAUCAAAGUAAAUAUCAAUUACCUACUGGGAUCAAAUGUAGAGGUAAAGUGUAA